Molecule: messenger RNA, 846 nt
Organism: Eutrema salsugineum
Lineage: Eukaryota; Viridiplantae; Streptophyta; Magnoliopsida; Brassicales; Brassicaceae
Product: metallothiol transferase FosB
Exons: 3
Coding region: 204-710 (168 amino acids)
Source: RefSeq, a predicted model, not a curated record
AUAUACAUAUAUAUACGCACACACACGUGUACGUAUAUACAUACAGCAUCCUAUUAUAUAAUCAAUGGCCUUCCUUAAACGAACCUUGUUCAAUUAUUAACGGCGACGCCAUCUAUUUCGGAUUCGAAUUUCCAAGGCUGUUGUUGUUAUUGGAUAGAUAAUCUACAUUCUCUCUGUUUUCUCGGGAAAAAAAGAAAAAAAAAAUGAAGGAAACUACGGGAAACCCUCUCCACAUCAAGUCGCUGAAUCACAUCUCUCUCCUAUGUCGAUCCGUCGAGGAAUCCAUGAGCUUUUACCAGAAUGUUUUAGGGUUUCUCCCGAUUCGGAGACCAGGCUCUUUUGAUUUCGAUGGCGCUUGGUUGUUUGGUCAUGGAAUUGGGAUUCACCUUCUGCAAUCUCCUGAACCUGAGAAAUUACUGAAAAAAACAGAGAUUAAUCCCAAGGAUAAUCACAUUUCUUUCCAGUGCGAAAACAUGGAAGCGGUGGAGAAGAAGCUAAAGGAAAUGGAAAUAGAGAAUGUGAGAGCAGUAGUAGAAGAAGGAGGAAUCCAAGUGGACCAACUCUUCUUCCACGAUCCUGACGGCUUCAUGAUAGAGAUCUGCAACUGCGAUAGCCUCCCCGUUGUGCCUCUUGCAGGAGAGAUGGCUCGCUCUUGCUCUCGCCUCAAUAUCCACCAGCUCGUCCAGCCUACUCCUCAGAUCCUCCCCUAGUUCCUCUGUUACUUGUUUAAUUGGUCCAAACGCACACCACGGAUAUUGCGUCACGUGUGACGUCUUAAUUAAUUUGUCUCUUUUGGAUUUGUGUGUUAAUUAGUAGAUUGCGUGUAAUAAAGAGUGAGGUUGAUGU